Molecule: messenger RNA, 2809 nt
Organism: Thunnus maccoyii (southern bluefin tuna)
Lineage: Eukaryota; Metazoa; Chordata; Actinopteri; Scombriformes; Scombridae
Product: secretin receptor
Exons: 14
Coding region: 414-1814 (466 amino acids)
Biological process (GO): cell surface receptor signaling pathway; adenylate cyclase-modulating G protein-coupled receptor signaling pathway
Cellular component (GO): plasma membrane
Molecular function (GO): peptide hormone binding; secretin receptor activity; G protein-coupled peptide receptor activity
Source: RefSeq, a predicted model, not a curated record
GAUAAUUAAAUGGCAGCACAUGGUUGUUGUGAUUUUUGGACAGACGGCUGUUCGUGUAAAGACUUCAGUGGGAAAUUUAAUUUUUCCACAUCAUCAUCAUCAUCAUCAUCAUCAUCAUCAUCAUCAUCAUCAUCAUCAUCAUCGUGCUCACAGGAGAGAGGAAGCGCUGUCAGGCUGCAGCCUCGGAGCGACCCGCAUAAACACAGCACCUCUCGGCCGUGGAAAGGACACCUCCGCUCCGCGCACGUCCACAUGUUUGCGUAAACGCGCGCCUCGGAUCCUCAUCAGACUUUCUCCUCUCUGUGACUCAGAUUCAUUAACAAAACAUCGCGCUCAUUCAUUCAGUCAAUUCCUUCGCUUUUAUAUAUUUUUUUUUUUUUACAUUGUUUGGUGGGAUUAUCAAUGCCAGCUCCAUGUGGAUACCAGGAGAAUUAGCGAUCAUUGCAAUUCUUCUCCAGUGCUGCCUCCAUGCGGAAGCCAUUCCACCUGAAUGCGACCCAAACUACAUUUUGCUCCAAGAUGAGGUGACCUGUUUGGAGCUGCUCGAAGCCAACAGGAGCUCCCUCAGCCCAGGAAAACAAGAGUGCAGCGGCUGGUGGGAUCAUCCGAACUGUUGGCCCCAUGCUGAGGUUGGAGAAGUCGUAUCUCAGCCCUGUCCCAGAUUCCUACACGCUACAGGACGAGUGUUCAGGAACUGUACAGAGCAGGGUUGGACAGAGCUUUACCCUCCACAUGAGAUAGCAUGCGAGUAUGGAUUAAACGGAAGCCUCCCUCUAGAGGUGUUCAGGUCCCAGAGUUACUUCCUGUAUGUGAGGAUCAUGUACUCUGUGGGCUACGCCGUGUCUCUCGCCUCCCUCAGCCUGGCUGUUUCCAUCCUCUGUCUCUUCAGGAGGCUUCACUGCACGCGCAACUUCAUUCACGUCCAGCUCUUCCUCUCCUUCAUCCUCCGAGCAGCGUUCAUCUUCAUCAGAGACACGGUUCUGUUCUCGACUGACGACCGUUUUCACUGCGGCGUCUAUCCGGUGAGUUGUAAACUUGCAACGGUGCUGUCUAACUACUGCAUCAUGGCCAACUACAGCUGGCUGCUGGCUGAAGGCCACUUCCUGUACAGCCUGGUCAGCGUCUCACUGUUCUCCCACACGAGACACUUGUGGUGGUACAUCAUCUUCGGCUGGGUCUAUUUGAGUUCAGCCUCGUCACAGACAGCUUGGAUCCUGUGUGAAUAUGAUUCGAAAACAUAUUCAAGCUCUCCAACGAUUGUUAUGAUCGGCUGGAGUUUUGCCAGGUACCUCCAUGAAGACGAAGGCUGCUGGGAGACGAGCAGGAGCGAGUGGAUCUGGUGGAUCCUCAGACUUCCUGUCCUGCUCUUCAUCACAGUGAACUUGUUAUUCUUCCUGUGUAUUAUAAGAAUACUGGUGGCCAAGCUGAGGACACAAGGCAUGUCAGGCUGUGAGUUCAACCACUACAGGAAACUUGCCAAGUCAUCAUUUCUCCUGGUGUCACUCUUCGGCUUACACUACGUCCUCUUUGCUUUCCUUCCACACAAAGUCAACAACAAGACCUAUGAAAUCUGCAACUUUAUUGAACUGGCUUUUGCCUCCACUCAGGGGUUUGUUGUAGCAGUUCUGUACUGUUUCCUGAAUGGAGAGGUGCAGAAUGAGAUCCAGAGGAGGUGGCGGAGGUGGAGGCUGAAGGAGCGUCUGCCGGUGGAGUCCAGAAGACAGUGCGGCUCCAUGAGCCAAAGUGGGGGCGGCCCCACCAACGUCACUCUGCUCAUCAAAGCAGCCACAUCACCCGAGUCUGACCUGGCAUAGCAGGAAGCUGGGGGGACUGUACAAGACCACUGAGGUCAAAUCCAAGACCAAGUCCACAUUGGGUCCAGAGGAGACAGAGACCAUCAGCUGCUAGCUGAGACCUGAGCAAACAGAGUCCUGUUCAAUAACGAAAUAUGCAAUAAACCAAACAUAUUUUUUCAAAAGUAAAGAUAAUACUGAGUUCAUUAGCAAGAAAGCUCUCUGCAUUCAGGUUUAAGGACUGUUGCACACACAGGUCUCUGUAGGAGAAAUCCCCACAAACUGCUGGGAGUGCUGGGAGAAGUUAGACAUCCGUGGAAGAAUUAAUUUUUAGCCACUUAGAUCCAGACUGAAAUAUCUCAACAAAUAUUGUAUGAAUUGCCAUGAAAGUUGACAUUCAUGGUGCUCAACGGAUGAAUUCUACUGGCUUUGGUGAUCCACUGACUUUUUUUAUCCAGCGCCACCAGCAGGUCAAAGUUUACACUUAUCAAGUAAAAAAGUAUCUCAACAUAUACUAGAUGGAUUAGCAUAAAAUGUUAUACACACAUUUGUGGUUCCUAGAUGUAUAAUAAUGACCCAAUGGAUCCGCUAGAGGUGGAAAUUACAAAUCACUUAUUAAUGUUAUUGAACAUAGAAGCCCAAACAUAGAAGAUCCCAUAUGUUUACAUUAUGACCACCGUUUUUUUCUAUUAUAUCAACUUUGUUUCCGAGAAAUCAUGUUUUGUCCGUGAUACAACUACCACAAUACCAAUGACCCUCAGCCGCCGUUGCUAUGGAGAAGAAGCCAGUCAGAGGUGGCAAUCGGAGCGUGAUGAAUUCAAAACGCUGUUGUCUUUAAAUUAAGAGUGAAUUAAUUUACACUGUUGUCCGCCUGCUGUUAGGGGAACAUGCAACUAACUUUAAAUGUUAUAUUGGAGUUAUCGUAAUUAUGAGUUUCCAACUUGUAAAUAGUGUUCACGUCAGCAACAAGUCAUACUUAAAGCUGCAACCAGCGUUGGUUGGGACCUCGCACUCUG